Molecule: messenger RNA, 7238 nt
Organism: Argiope bruennichi
Lineage: Eukaryota; Metazoa; Arthropoda; Arachnida; Araneae; Araneidae
Product: rho GTPase-activating protein 26-like
Exons: 25
Coding region: 205-3165 (986 amino acids)
Biological process (GO): signal transduction
Cellular component (GO): cytoplasm
Molecular function (GO): protein binding; GTPase activator activity
Source: RefSeq, a predicted model, not a curated record
CAUAGCAGGAGGAACUGUGUGUGUGCUAGUUGUCUGUGAUGUGUGAUGGGAAAAAAGUAUUGAGUUCUGGGUUUAAAAACAUGAUCACAAACGGUACGAUUCGAUAUUACAUUUUGAAAUGAUUUCUUCUGAACUUCAAGGAAUAAAGCACCUCAAUUUAAUGUUUGGAAUUGAUGUGCUGGGAGAGAUAAAAUCCAUUUAAUAAUGGGAUUACUACCGUUAGAAUUUACGGAUUGUCUAACCAACAGUCCGUAUUUUCGGGAAAAUCUUCACGCAUAUGAAAAAGAAUUGGACAGAACUAGUGCUUCAAUUAAAGUAUUGAUUAAAGAAGUUAAAGAUUUGCUCUCUGCUGCCAAGCAACUAUCAAGAGCGCAGAGGAAUUUGGCAAACACCUUGAAUAAUUUCAAGCUGGAAACAAUCGGAAGCAGCCAAACGGAUGACGAAGUUAUUAUAGCUGGAGCCUUGAAGGAGUUUAGUAAUUUGCUCAAUGCCAUAGAAGAUGAAAGGGACAGAAUGUUGGAACAAGCCCAAGCUGCAUUUAUUGAUCCUAUUGAAAAUUUUAGGAAAGAAUAUAUUGGAGGUGCCAAGGAAAGAAGAAAGAAAUUCGAGAAAGAGACCACAAAAUUUUUCUCAUCUCAAGAUAGACAUUUAAAUCUUUCUACUAAAAAGAGCGGAAAUCAACUUCAAGAGGCUGAUGCUAGCCUGGAAACAGAGCAACGACAGUUCUCCAGGUCUUCCUUAGAAUAUGUCCUUUUUCUUCAAGAAGUUCAGGAGCGGAAAAAGUUUGAAUUUGUAGAGACAAUAUUGAGCUUUAUGUAUGGAUGGCUCACGUUUUAUCAUCAAGGACAUGAAGUGGCCAAAGAUUUCAAGUCUUUCAGCACAGAUCUGCAGAAGAAACUGCAGAAAACAAGAGAAAACUUCGAUGCGACUCAUGCGGAAGCCAAGCAAUUAAUGAUCAAAUUGCUAGAAAAACCGCUUGAUUCCGGGUCUUUGAAUAAGAUGUUUACUAGGCAAGGAUAUUUGUAUCUGAUGGAAAAGAAAGCUCUUGGCACAACAUGGACAAAACACUUUUGUCAGUAUCAAAAAGAAAACCGCAAGUUUACUAUGAUUCCUUAUUCUCAAACAACGGGGAAAGUGGCUCUGUCAGAAACAUACGUUUUGAAAGAAUGUAUUAGGCGUAUGUCCGAUUCCAUCGACAAGAGGUUCUGUUUUGACAUAAUAGUUGAAGACAAACCAGGAAUUCUUACUUUCCAAGCUCUUUCUGAAGAAGAUAGGAGGUUGUGGUUGGACGCAAUGGACGGAAAGGAGCCAGCAUAUAGUCAAAUUGGAAAAUUGCCCAAACAAGAAGAAUAUUAUUUGGAUGAAAUGGGCUUUGCAUUUGUGCAGCAAUGUAUAGAUGCGAUAGAAUCACGUGGUUUAGAUGAUGAAGGCUUGUACAGAUUAGUUGGUGUCAGUUCUAAAGUCAAUAAACUUACUCAAAUGGCCUUAGAUAGGCGAAAAACAGAGAAAGUUAAUUUGGACGAUACUGAUGAGUGGGAAAUAAAAACUAUUACUAGUGCUUUAAAAAAUUAUUUUAGGAAUCUUCCAGAACCAUUAAUGACAUUCCGAUUACACAGUGCCUUCAUAAAUGCCGCAAAACUAGAUAAUAUGGAUGAAAGGAUUGAAGAAAUAAAGUCACUUGUCCAUAAGCUACCAAAGCCAAACUAUAGCAUGCUACAGAUUCUCAUUGCUCAUCUUUGCAAAGUCGCAAAGCAUUCUGACAAAAAUUUGAUGACCAUAUCAAAUCUGGGUGUAUGUUUUGGUCCUACGCUUUUACGUCCCGAAGAAGAAACUGUAGCAGCUAUUAUGGAAAUCAAAUUUGGAAAUAUAGUGCUAGAAAUUUUGAUAGAACAUGCUGAUCAAAUAUUUUCCACCCCAACUAUCAAUGGGGAUGCGAAGGAUAGCCUAAGUUCUAAAAAUGUUGUGAAAAACAAUUCUUCCUCUCAUGGCACUAUUUACAACGACUCUCAUGCCGAGCCCGUGGCGCCACAACGAAGAGCCAAGAGAGAGACUGUGUACGUCAUGGACACUGGCCGACCCCCAGGACACUCGGAACACUCGGCCUCGCGAUCUCACUCCGGCAGUUUCUCUUCAGUGUCUCCCAGGGCAGAGAGCAUGUAUUUGGACAAUUCGUCCUCUGCCCAGCGUGUGAUGGUGGUCCAGCCGUCUUAUGUCCAGCAACGUCAGUCUUACCACUCCCUUAUGUCAUCUUCUGUUCAAGGACACUCCUCGAUGACUACCACGUCCACCCAAAAGUCAUAUUCCUCAUCGACAAGCUUAACAAAUGCACAACAGUCAUCGUCUAGGAGCCAGCACGCGAUAUCUAAUGCCAAUUCCAGUCAGCAGUCGAGAAAUGUUGCACCCCAGCGGAGCACGAGGAAACCUUUGGUGGUCUACAAUCCAUCCUGGAAUGACCAUAACACGUCGAGCAGCAGCAGUUCUGAAUCCCUCAACUCUCCGCGAACCUCCGGAAAUGCCUCUCAUCAUAUAUUGACACACACAUCACCGUCUUCCUUAAAAUCCAGCUCGUCACACCACCAGCCACUGUCCCACGGGUCGCCCCCUGUGAGGACUAGCUCCUCACACCACCAGCUGGCGACCCACUCGACCACACCACCCACCGCACAUCACCACACACCUUCCAAUCAGUCUAUCAAGACGAGUCCAUCGCAGCAUCGCAGAAUGGACAAGUCUUCGUACAGCCCAGCCCACUCCCCGAAUAGGACAGGGAGCCGGUCUGCAGAGGGCCACAGGGGAGGGACGGUUGUUAUGGGAGCUGAAAAACCGAGGCGGAGCAGUAGGAGUACACUAGAUGUGGUGGGACACCAGCGGCAUGGGUCUGCAGGUUCGAGAGAUUAUUUACUGAGUGGUGUCAGGCAAAACAGCGUAUUUCCUGCUAGUCCAUCAACAUCUUCAUCUUCAUCCUCAUCUUCAGUACCAUCAGGAAAUGGAAGGCGUGUUCGUACUCUUUAUGCAUGCGUUGGAGAAAAUGAAUCAGAAUUAUCCUUCGAACCUAAUCAAAUUAUAUAUAAUGUACGACAGUCAAGGGAACCAGGUUGGUUAGAAGGUUGCCUCAAUGGAAGAACUGGUCUUAUUCCUGAAAAUUAUGUUGAAUGUCUCCCUUGACCAAAACAAUGAUGUUAAUUGGUCCUGAAAUUGGAGAUACAAAAAUGCGUUUAACAAUUGCUCGAAUCCUUUAGAUUACUGGAAGAUUGAGUGUUAACAAGUUUGUAAAUAAUUAUUGUUAUUGAAGGUGUACAAAUGAAAAAUUUUUGUCAUCUGACAUUUCCAUAAUAGAUUUCUGUAGUACAUAACAAAAAUUUUUGCACAUGAUUUCCUUUUGUAGAAGGAAAUAUUUUUGUAUUGAAUAAGAAUUUAUUUAAAUCCAGCAAAAUCAAAUAAGGAUUAAUACAUGUAUUAUUGAUUGAAAUAAUAUAUAAUUAUUGUUUUGGUAUGUACUUUGAAAUUUAUUUGUAAAAGACAGUGUGUUAUAUACACUAAUAGUCAUCAAAGUAUACACUGUCUUCAUAUCAAUUCUGUAAGGGUUUCUUUCUACUUUUCCUCCCUUCAAAUGCAAAUGUUUCUAAGUAUGGCAAAUGUUGUAUAUGCAUACAAAGUUAUUGAAAUAUCAAAAGUCAUAUGUAAUUCUAGUCAGCUUUUAAAAUAAUUCAGUUUAAAGUUUAACAUAUUUUAUUCAAAAAACAUUUUAUAAAUAUGUUUUAAAAAAAUUUUAUUUACCUUCAAAAUUUUAAAAUAUUUUAUGUGUACCAAAAUUGUAUCUGAUUUUUAUAUUUGUAGUAUGAGUGGUUUUUAGAAGAUUAAAUUAAUGACUGACAGUAUUGUUUUUAUUAUUUAUUUACAUUAGAACACAUGAAAAAAAUUAUACAUAGCAUUUUGCUAUUCAGUUGUUAAAGUAUGAGCAAAAAUAUACAGUACUGAAAUGAUAAUGCAAACAAUAUUACUUUUUUGCCAUUUAUGAGUUUAUUUCUUUUGAAUAAAACCAACACACACAUUUUAAACUUGUGUUAGAUGCAAAUAAAUAAAAUAUGCAUUGCCUUGAUAUAGAGUUUUCACAUCAUUUAUGUGUAUUCUUAUACAUAUCCUUGGAACAAAGAUUGCAGCAAAUGGCAGUAGCUUUCCUUUGUAAUGUUUUUGUUAUUUUUCCCAAUUGAAAACUUUUUUAUUUGACAAUGUCCUUCCUAAGUAGAAAUCAAGUGGUGCAAGAUCUAGUCAGUGCCUCACAAAUUACUCCCUGUAAUACAUUCUCCUCCAAUAUGACUAGAGGUUUUUGGGGUUUGUGUUGGGUCGCCCUGUUUUACGAUUAUCAUUGUUUGCUCAUGUGUAAUAGCAAACAGUAUAAUAAUAUGAAAUUUAAUGAGACAGUUAAAUCUUUUCAGAAUUGCUCUGUCGAUUUUUCAAAUUUGUUCUCCUUUCAAGUCCAUGUGUACAUGAAAGGAAGUAAUAUUCACAUAUAUACUUCCUUUAUUAAUGAUAAAUGCAAAUGAUUUGACCUAUACCAUGUCAAUACACAUGGGAAAGUUUCACAACUGUAUAUUUUGGCACAUACUAUAUGUUACAGCACUAAUUUUUUAUUUUAAUUUCAUUUGUUUAUAAAAUUCUUAAUUGUCAUUUCAUUUUUACUUUAUAACUGUUGCUUUUAUUUGUAUUAGCAACAAUUUGUACACUUCUCAAAAUUCAAUUUUAUAUUAUUGUAUAUCUUCUAGUUAUUUAAUGGAAUCCUAUUCAGUUGUGGAACUGCUUUAAAGAUGAUGCAAGAUAUUUUUAUUUUGUUCAUUACUUAAAUUUGAAUUUACAAAUUUGUCAAUAGAUUUUUCAUGAAAAGAUUCCACAACUGAAAAAGUAAUGAACUUAUAUUACUUUAACUAAGUUCAUGUUUUAACAGUUUUUUUCAGAUGAAAUUUUCAUUAGUUGAAAAUUUCAGAAGUGCUAUAUAGAAUUUCGCUUUAUUAACUAGGGAAUUAUACAUUUUUUUAGGCACUGUCCGAUUUAUUAUUAUUAUUUAUUUUUUUCAUAUUUAUGCUAACAACUCAAUAGAGUUUUAAACUUAUGUUUUAAAACCAUCAUCUGGAUUUUUAUUAAUUAAGGCGGGUAAACAUUAAAAAUAAAAAAAAUUAGUUGUUUUUUAUAAAUAUAAGUUUUUACAACCUUAUUAUCAAGGUAAAAGUAUUCUGCAGAUUGUUUACUAUGUAUUUUUCUUCUUUGAAUAGCAUCAUACGCAUAUUCUGUAUGAUUUUACUGAAUAUUACUUAUUUAUUUUCAUAUAUUUAAAAAUGUGAAAUAUAUACAUAGAUGUAUAUUUCUAAUAUAAAGAUGAACACACAUUAUAUAAAAUGUGAAUAAGUUGCAUUGCUCAUGUAAAGAAAUAUUUCUAAAGUAAACUAUUUAAAAAUGUAAUUUAUUGUAUAUAAUAUAUGAUGAUUAUAUAUGAUGCACUUAAACAGAACAAAGUUAAAUUUUCUAUUUAUUCAUAUUUUUUUUUUUGUUUUGUUUUGUUUCUGCACCAAAUUUAGUGAAAGGUUUUAAUAAAACAUAUCAAGAAAUAUAAACAGUAUAAAGAAGGAAAUGAAAAAACAAAAGCUUCUAAAGAUAAUUAUCAACAGAUAUUUCCAUAGUAAAUUAAAAAUGAAACUUUAAAGCAGUCAUGAAUUAUUUUUCAUCACUGCUUUUAAAAUUUAAAUUACUUUGGUAUAAAGCAUAAGCACAGUGUAUUAAGAAAAUUAAUAUUUAAAUGUAUAUUCAUGCAUAGGAAGAUGAAGCUUUUCAAUUUAAAUUUUGUAUUUAAUGGAAUAUUAUUAAAUACAUUUAGUGCUUAAUAACUCUAGUUAUAUAUUUAAUGAAUUUUUUUUUUUUUUUUAUUGAAAGGCAUUUCAUCACAUUAAAUUUGUCUUAGAUCUUUCAGUGUAAAUUCUUGAAGCUCUUUUUAUUGGCAAACAUAAUAAAUAUUUCAAAUAUUUUUUACAGUUAUGAUAUUUUAUUGAAAUAAGUAAAACAUAUUAAUGAAUUAAAUUAAACACUUUUACUGAUAUAUACAUAAAAACAUAUUAAACAGGUUUUUUUAAAAUGAGUUAUUAUACUUAUAGUGAAGAUACCUCACAAUUUUUAAGAAUUUAUUAAUCUAAAUACUUGCAUAUCUGAUAACUUUUGCAUAUUAACUAUAGGAGUGGUAUUGGUAGUAGAGACAAACGAAAAUUAAAAUAAAGUGUAGUAUUAUAAAAAAAAAAUAGUUAUAAAUCAGUCUUAUAAUUUGCGUACUUAAGUUGUAAGCUAAAAUGCUUUUUAAUUUUUCCCUUUCAAUUAGUGUACAGAGACAUAUAAAGUAUGUGCCAUGCAAAUAUGUAUGUGUAUGGAUAAAUUAUAUUUCCUUGUAAAUUUUUUUCUUGUUGUGCUGUAUUUAUAUUCUUCUGAGUUGAUUUGAAUAUUUGUAUGUAAAAUGUAUUCAGUUAGUAAUUAUUACAAUGAUUGCUGGCAAUCUAUAGGCUAAAAAUUGUCCGAAUGAUGCAUUCUGUUAUAUUUUGUAAAGUUUGUUGCGAAAGCUUGUUCAUUUUAAAAUUACUAUGCUUAUUAAUGCUUAAAAGAAAUUUUUUUAUAUAUAUAUUUUUUGAAAAAAAAAUGUGAGAAAUUAUAUGCAUGUUAUACAUAUACAUUUUGUUUAUUUUAUAAUGAGUUAGUUUUUAGGGUUAUGCACUUAUGAGUUAUCAUUUAACUUUUUUUUUAAAAUGAACAAACUUUUAAUGUAUUUGUUUAAGUUUUAAAAUAUAGUGAUCUCUUCUCAGUGACAUUAUAUUCAGUGAACUUGCAAAACCCAGUGAUUAAAAAGUUAUUACUUUUCUGUGCAAUUGGGGAAAAAAAUUUCUGAAAUUUAAUGUGUCAGUGUUUUUAAGAUGUUGUUAUUAGUUGUAUAUAUUUGUUCUCUUGUUUCCUUCUCAGUGUAAAAGCAAAUUGUUUUAUGGAUUUGAAUGCCAUAUAUUAUUUAAUAUAUAUAUAUUAACUUUAUAGAGAGAGCGAAGUGUAAUGGUCAGACAAUUGGACGUCCUAGCUUCAUAUGUGUCCUAGACUCAGAUUAAAAGCUGCAUUUAGGAGUGCUUGAUUUUCAGUGGCAAUACGAUUGAAUAAUAGUUUUUCUUUUAUGUAAAGUAUAUUUCUUACUUAAGUUAUAUAAUAAAUGCUAAAACAUCAAA